Messenger RNA from Puccinia graminis f. sp. tritici CRL 75-36-700-3, 465 nucleotides. RefSeq lists its product as uncharacterized. The record is from RefSeq and is a predicted model, not a curated record. Lineage: Eukaryota; Fungi; Basidiomycota; Pucciniomycetes; Pucciniales; Pucciniaceae. Bases 1 to 465 code for a protein of 154 amino acids. The transcript is spliced from 2 exons.
AUGAGGGUCAUCCAACAGGCCAAUGUUGAUAACUUUGAUGCUCUCCUGGCCAACCCGUCAGCGAUUACAAAGGACCCAAAUCUCCUGACAAUGACUCGCAAGCGGAAUAAGACAACCCCCAAGGGGACGUUGUCCUAUCCCUCGGCUGUAGCCCAGGAUCUUGUUCAUCAUCUGGUCCACAGCUUUGAGGUGUUCUACGCGGCCAAGGCUGCUGCCAAGGACGACUCAUCCAAGCUCAAGGCUGCCAAGCGGUUGGCAGUUGCAGAAAACAAGGCCCGAGAGAAGCUCCUGUUGGCAGCUGAGAAGGCGGCCGAGAGGAAGCGGCAGGCAGAUGAGAAGCAGGCGGCUUGCAAGCGAGCAGCCAAGAAGGCAAGUCAGAUCUUGUCAACCCCCAAGGGGCAAGGAACUUGGUUGGGUCAGAACCCUGAGGUGCAGGGGCCGGUGGGUUGGCUUGGUCACAAUUAG